CCUGUGUUUCUGUAUGAUGCUUUCAGAAGUGGAACUCCAUCCCCGAAACGGACAUCAGUGACCCGUUCUCCAGCCCCCAGAGGAGCUAGAGAUCGCUUCACCGGAGAGUCCUACACAGUUCUGGGUGACACCAGUAUGGAGUCUGGUCAGCAUUACUGGGAAGUGAGGCCUCAGAAAGACUGCAAGUCCUACAGCGUUGGUUUGGCCUACAGAAACCUGGGCAAGUUUGACCAGCUGGGCAAAACCUGCACCUCCUGGUGUAUCCACGUCAACAACUGGCUGCAAAACUCAUUCGCUGCAAAACACAACAAUAAGGCCAAGAAUCUGGACGUGCCAGUGCCGGACAGCAUAGGAAUCUACUGCGACUUUGAUCGGGGCCAACUUGCUUUCUAUAAUGCUGAAAACAAACAAUUACUGCAUAUGUUCAAGAUGAAGUUCACACAACCUGUUGUGCCAGCUUUCAUGGUGUGGUGUGGUGGUCUGAUCUUGUCAACAGGUCUGCAGGUGCCCAGUGCGGUCAGAAGCUUCCAGAAGACGGAGAACGGUCUGGGAGGAUCCAACAGCAGUUUAUCCCAGCAGGAUCCGACCGUGGCCUGCGACACCAUCUGCUUUUACGAAAAACUGCCUUCAGUGGACGGCGGCUCGCUCCUGCCGUGAGCGGACGUACAAAACACACACGAUAAAAAAAACAAUCAGGAAAACACACUUCUGAUGCAAGAGGCCUGUGGACGUCCAGCGGCUGAAUCUGGACCAGCGACUCCCUUCAGACAUUGGCUGAAUUCGGGAAGACGAGCGGCUUUAUCAGGGAAUAGUUGAGUGCACUUUUACUAAUUUUAGUUUGAACGAUGACUUGCUUUAAUCCAGUUGUCUUACACUAGUUGAUUCUUAUACUAUUUUAGGGUAUCACUUUAUUCUGAUGGUGCCUUUUAAAGGGGUAGUUCACUCUAAAAUGAAAAUGCUGUCAUAGUUUAGUUGUUUUAUGAGUUGUUUUAUUCGGUUGAACAGAAAUUAAGAUACUUUGAAGAAAGAUGAAAACCUGUAACCAUUGACUUCCAUUGUAUUUGUUUUUCCUACUAAGGAAGUUGGUGGAUGGUUACCAGUUUUCAGCUUUCUUCAAAAUAUAAUAGUGGUUCCAGUUUCUUUUUUCUGUUAAACAAUAAAGAUGAUAUUUUGAAGUGAUCUGGAAACCUGUAACCAUUGACUUCCAUAGUAUUUAUUGUAUUUGUUUUUACCAUGGAAGUGAAUGGUUACAGGUUUUCAGCUUUCUUCAAAACAUAAAGUGGUUGCUCAGAUAAAGUGGUUCCAAACCUUUAUGAGUUUCUUUCUUUUGUUAAACAAUAGAGAAUAUAUAUUUAAGAACGCUGAAAAGCUGUAACCAUUGACUUUCUAAGUAUUCGUUUUUCUUACUAUGGAAGUCAAUGGUUACCUGUUUUUAGCUUUCUUCAAGAUAUAAAGUGGUUCCAGUUUCUUUCUUCUGUUAAACAAUGCAGACAAUAUUUUUAGGUAAUCUGGAAACCUGUAACUAUUGACUUUCAUAGUAUUUUUUUUUACCAUGGAAGUGAAUGGUUACAGCAGGCAUGUCAAACUCAAUUCCUGGAGGGCCGCAGCCCUGCACAGUUUAGUUCCAGCCCUGCUUCAACACACUUACCUCUAGGUUUCAAACAAGACUAGAAGACUUAAUUAGUUUGAUCAGCUGUGUUUAAUUAGGGUUGGAACUAAACUGCGCAGGGCUGCGGCCCUCCAGGAAUUGAGUUUGACAUCCCUGGGUUACAGGUUUUCAGCUUUCUUCAAAAUAUAAAGUGGCUGCUCAGAUAAAGUGGUUCCAAACAUUUAUGAGUUUCUUUCUUUUGUUAAACAAUAGAGAAUAUAUAUUUAAGAACGCUGAAAAGCUGUAACCAUUGACUUUCAUUGCAUUUGUUUUUCCUACUAUGGAAGUCAAUGGUUACCGGUUUUCGUCUUUCUUAAAAAUAAAGUGGUUCCAAACCUUUAUAUUUUGUUUUCUUUUGUUUAACAAUAAAUUCAAUAUUUUGAAGUAAUUUGGAAACCUGUAACCAUUGACUUUCUAUAGCAUUUUUUUGUUUGUUUUUUUUUUUUACCAUGGAAGUCAAUGGUUACCGGUUUUCAGUGUUCUUCAAAAUAUAAAGUGGUUGCUCAGAAAAAGUGGUUCCCAACCUUUGAGUGUCUUUUUUUUGUUAAACAAUAGAGAUCAUAUUUUUAACAAGCUGUAAACUGGUAACUAUUGACUUCCAUAGUAUUCAUUUUUCCUAUUAUGGAAGUCAAUGGUUACCGGUUUUCAGCUUUCUUCAAGAUAUAAAGUGGUUCCAGUUUCUUUCUUCUUUUAAACAAUAAAGAGGAUAUUUUAAAGUAAUCUGGACACCUGUAACCAUUGACUUUCUAUAGUAUUUGUUGUUGUUUUUUUUUACCAUGGAAGUCAAUGGUUACCAGUUUUCAGUGGUCUUUAAAAUUUAAAGUGGUUGCUUAGAUAAUGUUGUUCUAAACCUUUAUGAGUUUUUUCUUUUGUUAAACAAUAAAGAGGAUAUUUUGAAGAAUGCUGCAAAGCUGUAAUUAUUGACUUCUAUAGUAUUCGUUUUUCCUACUAUGAAAGUCAACGGUUACCGAUUUUCAGCGUUCUUCAAAAUAUAAAGUGGUUGCUGAGAUAAAGUGAUAACAAAACUUUUUUGAGUUUCUUUCCUCAGUUAAACAAUAAAGACAAUAUUUUAAGGAAUAUGGAAACGUGUAACCAUUGACUUCCAUUGUAUUUGUUUUUCUUACUAUGGAAGUCAAUGGUUACCGGUUUUUAGUGUUCUUCAAAAUAUAAAGGGGUUGCUGAGAUAAAGUGAUACCAAACCUUUAGGAAUUUCUUUCUUCUGUUAAACAAUAAAGAGGAUAUUUUGAAGGAACCUGGAAACCUGUAACCAUUGACUUCCAUAGUAUUAAUUUUUCCUACUAUAAGAGUCAAUGGUUACCGGUUUUAUGCUUUCUUCAAAAUAUCAUCCUUGUUGUUUAAAAGAAGCUCAUAAAGGUUAGGAACCACUUGAGGGUUAGUUAAUAGUCAGUAAAUUUUCAUUUUUGCGUGAACUAUCCCUUUAACACGUUUUGUUAAUUACUAAUUACAUUGCAACUACAUGCUAACUAAUUCUCAUUAGAUUAUUAUGGUUAGUCUUAGUGUGAUUUUACAUGUACUCGCUAAGCUUCUUAUAAUCAGUUGAAUGUGCAUUGGUGGAGUAGUGUCAGCACAUAAUAAGCAGACAGUUUAUUAACACUGUAAUAAUUAGUUUGCAUGUAGUUGCAAUGUAACGCAUAAUCAACUAAAUGUGCAAAAGACACCAUCAUAAAAUAAAGCGAUGCCUAUGUUAACAUGUAGCGUGAGUGUUUAAUGUCCUUUCUAUGGUGUUCAUUAUUAUUCUUUUGUACAUUAAAAGUCCUCAGUAGAUCCUCCUUUAGUUGUUGAAUUUGACUCUGGAAACUUUGCACACCUUUAAAAAUGGAUAACCGCUGCUUUAAAUGUUGUCUCAUGGUCAUAUACUGUUAUCAUAUCUGGAUUUAAUCAUUUUGGAUGUGGACUGUACAUUUUUGUUUGGAUUUUUAAAAGUCGUUUAGGUCUCAUUUUUUUAAUUAAUAAAAACAUUUUGUCGGACAUACUGUAUGCCUGGAAAACCAAUAAUCCAACCUGUGUGUGUUUGUAUGUAACACUCCUUCAUGAGCUUAACCACAAACAUUAAAGCUCGCCAAAGACUUCUCUGUGGCUCGGCGGUGACUUUCUGUCUUUCGCCUUCUGCUUCUGUAAUACAGAAAUAAUAAAGCAAUAAUGAGAGCAAUAAA
Molecule: messenger RNA, 3822 nt
Organism: Danio aesculapii
Lineage: Eukaryota; Metazoa; Chordata; Actinopteri; Cypriniformes; Danionidae
Gene: fsd1l
Product: fibronectin type III and SPRY domain containing 1-like
Exons: 4
Molecular function (GO): protein binding
Source: RefSeq, a predicted model, not a curated record